AUGCUCCCUGAGGACAGUAGCAGAGCCCUGGCAUUCCAGGUCUGCGUGUCCCUGAAUGGAAAGCGCUCCCACGUUCAUGGAACAAGAGAAAAGGCCACAUCUCUCCCUCUCCCCAUGGGUUCUGUCCCACUUGUGACAACUUAUGUUCUCCUCUUUCUGACUGAGCUCAGCACUGGCCAGAGAAGAGUAACAGUUCAGAAAGGACCGCUGUACCGGGCCGAAGGUUAUCCAGUCAGCAUUGCGUGUAAUGUAACUGGCCACCAGGGACUGGCUGAGCAGACUUUCCAAUGGUCCAUUUACAAACCAGAUAAGCCAGACAGAGAGGUACAGAUAAUCAGUACUAAGGACCCUGACUUCACUUAUGCCUUCUAUACCCUUCGAGUUCAGCGUAGGGAUAUCUACGUGGAGAGGAUCCAAGGAAACUCAGUCUUGCUACAUAUUUCAAAGCUCCAAACCCAGGAUGCUGGCGAGUAUGAGUGUCAUACACUGAACACUGAUGGAAAAUACUUUGGGAGCUACAGUGACAAGGUGAUCCUAACAGUGAUUCCAGAUACCCUCUCUGUGACCAUGAGUCCUCAGACUCUCAACAGAGAGGAAGGAGAGUCAUUAACCCUUACCUGUGAGGUCUCCAAGGCCACAACUCAACACACGCACCUCUCUGUCUCCUGGUACCAGCUUCAGGAAAGAGGAAACCAAGCCACCGAGAUCAUUUCCCUGUCCAAAGAUUUUAUCUUGAUCCCCGGAUCCUCCUACACAGAGAGGUUUUCAGCAGGUGAUGUGAGGCUAGACAAAAUCGGGAAUACAGCCUUCAGGUUGUCCAUAGGGAGGCUGCAGCCUGUGGACCAAGGCCAGCUAUUCUGUGAAGCCAUUGAAUGGAUCCAGGACCCUGAUGAGACCUGGACAUUUAUCACUCGGAAACAGACAGACAAAGCUACAUUGAUAGUCCAACCUGAAGUUAAAGAUUUUCAAGUUGAUAUUUCUGUGGAAAGUUCCUUCGCCGUAGGACAACCUUUGAGGCUGAUUUGCUCAGUGGCAUCAAAGAGUAGCCAGAACCAAAGAUUGCAGGUUGUCUGGUUCCUGAAUGCCACUGACAUUGGCAAUAUUGAUGCUAGUGGUGUUCUGGGCUUAAAGAAAGACUAUGAAGAAAGAGCCAACCUUGGGCAGCUCCAAGUGUCAAAGAUCAGCCCCAAGGCCUUCACUUUCACCAUCUCCUCCAUGGGUCCUCGGGAUGAAGGCACAUACAGGUGUGAGGUGGCGGAGGUGGUGAGCGCUCAUGAGGACUUUCCAGGGCUACCUCAGAGAAAGCAGUUUGCAGACAUCACUGUUCGUCUCAGAAAGCCAAGAGCAAAAACACUGGAACUAUCUGCAGAGAAUGGAAAGAGAUCAAUAUGGGAGGGAGAGGCCCUAAUUUUCUGCUGUAAGUUGAAUGGAGCAGAACAUCCUCUGUCUGUCAUCUGGUGGCAUACUCCAGUCAACCUGCAGCAGCCAGAGUUCCUAGGUAGCCUGGAAAAAGAUGGUACUGUGCACCUGGGCCCUUCCUAUAAAGACCGUAGCAAUGAUGGCUCUAUAGGGUUGAAGAAAGAGAAUGUGGCCACAUUCCGACUGGAGAUAUUCAACACCUUAAUGACAGAUGGAGGGACUUAUGAAUGCAAAGUGACAGAGUUUCAGAACAAGGAUGGAGGUUCGAGCUGGACUCAGAAGACUCCAGUCACAGUAAACUCUCUAAAUUCAGGUUUACAUGUGACUCUGCAGAGCCGCCAACCCAAGGUCACAAUAAGUGAUACCUUUGCCUUGUCCUGCAUCAUCCGUUUUGACUACUCAGGCCUGAAGGUGCCAAUAACAGUAACCUGGCAAUUUCAGCCCCGGGGAGCGUUAGAUUAUCAACAACUAGUCACAAUCACUCAGAAUGGCACCAUUGAAUGGGGCCACUUCCAAGAGCAGAUGCAAAAGAAAAUCAAGGUUUCACAGUCUUCUUCCGGUUCUCAACUCCUAAUCUAUGAUGCCACAGAAGAAGACACGGGAAUAUACCAGUGUAAAGUGGAAGCCUACCAGAGAGAGACACAAUAUACCUAUGGCCCAACCAGGAGAGCAGCAAUGGUCAUCUCUCACCCAGUGGGGAUAGACAUUACUUUGCCAGAGAGUCAACUGAUGGUGAAAUCAGACAGUCAAGUCCAAGAGAUCUCCAUCAACACGGAAGCUGAUAUCGAAUGUAGCAUCUUAUCGCAAACUAAGGGAAAGACUCAAAUUAGUGUCACUUGGUAUUACCUUCCCCCUUCUCGUGAAGCAUCGUGGCUAAAGAUCCUGGAAACUGAUCAAGAUGACGUUGUCAAAUAUGGUGAUGAUUUUCACAGUCCAAAAAAGAAACAGAAACUUCACAGUGAGAAGGUUUCGAAAGACCUGUUUCAGCUCCACAUUCAGAAUGUAGAUAACAGUGACCAGGGAACGUAUCACUGCACUGUGGAGGAGUGGUUAUGGUCCACAAGUGGCUCUUGGCAUAAGCUUGGGGAAAAGGAAUCAGGAAAGACAGAAUUAAAACUCAAGCCUAUAGGAAGUAAGCUAAAGGUCAUGAAGACAAAUCACACCGAGAACACUCUUGAACACAGAGAUGUAACCAUCAACUGCAGUUUGGAGAGCCCCAGCCCCUCAGCAUCCAUUUUCUCUGUAGUUUGGUUCAGAAUGCAAGAGCACUCUACAGUUACGGUUCUAGUGGAAAUGCAACAUGAUGGCGUCCUGAAGUAUGGCAAGGAGGAACACAGGGGAAAGCUGCAUUGCUACCGCUCAUCCGCUGGAGAUUUUGUCCUGAAGCUUCGAAGCGUGGAGAUGGUGGAUAAUGGGAUAUACUGGUGUAAGGUGGAGGAAUGGCAGCUCCAUGGAAGUCCCAGCAAGUGGGUCAGCCAGGCAUCCGAUGAGUCAGGACAUAUGCUGCUCAGGGUGCUUCAUUCAGAGCCUACAUUUUCAUCCAGGAUCUGCUCAUCAUCAUUUUUAUUAUACUUCCUGGUUAUCUAUCCCUUUGUCAUUUUCAUCCCCCUCCUCAUUUUCACAUGCUGCUUACACAGGAAGGCCAAGAAGAUGUCUCUGCAGAGUUCUAAAGAAAGGCAAGGAGAGGCCCUCUGGGUGGGCUUGAAAAGGGCGGAAGGAAACUUCCUGAAUUACAAUGACUGUAAGAGUGAUGAGAAGCUGGAGGAGGAAGAAGAUGAAAUCAAUUGA
Messenger RNA from Trichosurus vulpecula (common brushtail), 3207 nucleotides. It is a transcript of the gene CD101, whose product is annotated as CD101 molecule. The transcript has 10 exons. The coding region runs from base 1 to 3207 and encodes 1068 amino acids. The record is from RefSeq and is a predicted model, not a curated record. Lineage: Eukaryota; Metazoa; Chordata; Mammalia; Diprotodontia; Phalangeridae.